AUGGACUUUGUGCUUAGUUUACCUAGGAUUAGGCAUGGUAGAGACAAUAUAUUUGUGGUUGUUGAUAUGUUUAGCAAGAUGGCUCAAUUCAUUCCUUGUCAUAAAACUGAUGAUGUUAACAAUGUUGCUGAUCUAUCUUUUAGAGAGGUGGCACGAUUACAUGAGUUACUUUAUUCUACCACUUGUCAUCCACAAACAGAUGGACAAACUGAGGUUGUGAAUAGGACUUUAGGAACCUUGCUUCGUGCUAUUGUGGAUGGUGCUAAAAAGGCAGAUUUGGUGAAGUCUUUAUAUGAGAAGGCUAAUGGUGAAGUGCUUUUAUAUGAGAAGGCCCUAAAAGCACAUAGAAAAGCAGGACAAACCAGUAUGCUAAAUGAGAGCGAAACCAGGGAAGGAGUAAGUUGGUGUUUUGUGCUGGGGAGUAUUGAAGUUUGGGUACAUUUUUUUCGCAAGGAAAGGUUUCCCAACCAAAGGAAGACUAAGCUUGAUGUUUUUCAAGUCUUGGAGCACAUCAAUGACAAUGCCUACAAGAUAGACUUGUCAGGUGAGUAUGGUGUUUCUACCACUUUCAAUGUUAGUGAUUUGUCUCCUUUUGACAUGGAUGCAGAUUUGAGGACAAAUCUUUUCGAGGAAGGGGGGAAUGAUACAGAUCAACCAUCACUCAUCCAUGGAGUUCAAGGGAGCAAGGAGCACAACAUGGGAGAUCCAUUGGUUCUUCCUAGUGGGCCAAUUACAAGGAGUCGUGCAAAGAGAUAUGAGGCAUCCAUGUCCUUAUAUGUUCAAGAACAAGUGACACAAGAGCUUCAUGACCUUGCUUUCAACAACUGCUAUGUGGAGCUUAAAGCCAUACCUAAGUUUCUUACAUUGCUUGAGGCGUGUGUUGAAGAUGGAAGCACGGCCGUGCUGAGUAGCACGCCCUGCCCGUGCUAA
This is a messenger RNA of Jatropha curcas, 930 nucleotides long. The record is from RefSeq and is a predicted model, not a curated record. Lineage: Eukaryota; Viridiplantae; Streptophyta; Magnoliopsida; Malpighiales; Euphorbiaceae.